AUGGCAGUUCCAACACCAAGUGAGGUAACUUAUCUCAAUCGAUUAGGUUCCGUCCACCUCGGUACGAAUAAUGCCCCCCGCAGCAGUUCACUGCUUCUACCCCCCUCAUUGUCGCCACGCGAUUCGCUUCCUUAUUCGAAUACUUCGAAGCAGCCCCCAAGAAGACCAUCGCUAUGGCUUACCAAACGCUACUUCAACAUCCUUGCUGUCUUCGCUCUGUUUCUAUCGGUUCUUUUUCUCUUGUCCUUCUUGAUUCCCUCCACGAAGCUCAGGCCCUGGAAGAAUGCCUACCUCUCUUCGGGGAAAUAUCUAGGUGUUUACAACCCUGAAGACCAGGAAAGCGCUGCACAAGACCACACUCUCGAUUUUUAUGCUGAGUACUAUGACGACCCACUGAACCCGCCGCUGUACUCUGAUUACCACCAACGAGAGCUUCAACUUCCGCAGCACAACCUUAGCCUGCCUUUCCCAGAAGGUCGACAUGGUAAAUAUUUUUGGGUCGGAAAUCAUGCACGAUCGUCGGGCUGGGGAAACGUCAUGCAAGAAUUGCUGCUCAUUCACUACUUGACCUAUCGGUCUGGCAGGACUCUUGUGUUCGACAAUUAUACCUGGAACGAGGACGGUUCUGACUAUAGUGACUACAACGGGAAGCUUAUUCCUUCUCGUAUACCUCUUACCGCCCUGAUCCAAGGGCCGACCGUAGGAGCGCCGUAUAUUACUGAGGCAGGACUUCCACGGUCUGUGAAGAAAGAAUUUUGGGACCAAGUGUGCCCCAGCCCGGUGACGAUGAUGAACGAGGAUCUCAGAGACAAGAUCGAGGGUGGACUCUCCGCUAAAAAGAUGGUGGACAAGUGGGCGGAAGUACUUACCGCCACUGACGAGCCAUGUAUCCAGAUCCCCAGGCACUCGUGGUCGAUCUUCGACAUAUAUACAUUUGGAGAUCCCAACCUUCUGCUCGAUGUCUGGCCGGAAUUCUCCAAGUCUCCAAUUCUGACGGAAUUCGGUUGGUCCCCCCUCGUGGAACGGGCCUUCGACGUGAACCGUUUGGUAUUUGCUCCAUUCAACCGGAAGGCGCCCUACCUUACCGGUGCGCCAUUCACGACGAGCGCCGAAAGGUACGCGCCACUUCCGGGGCUGCUCGCGCUGCAUAUCCGGCGGGGCGACUUCAAACAACAUUGCCACGACCUCGCGGAGUGGCGGUCAUCUUACACGGGAUACAACUCGUUCCCCGACCUUCCAGACAAAUUCGUGGUGCCCACAGACCCGACUACAGAGGCCCGACUGCCGCUCUACCUUCAGAACUGCUACCCCACGAUCCGCGAGAUCGUCCAGCGCGUGCAGGAGGUGCGAGCGACGCCGGCGGGGCGUGGUCUGAUGUACAUAUACAUCAUGACGAACGGAGACACCGCGUGGGUGGACCAGCUCAAGCGCGCGCUGCGCGCAACGGGCGUUUGGGCGAACAUCGCGAGCAGCAGGGACCUUGUCGUGAACCACGAAGAGCGGUAUGUAAAACAUGCAGUGGAUAUGCUCAUUGGGCAACGUGCACAAGUCUUCGUAGGUAAUGGAUUUUCGAGCAUGAGUGGGCUAAUUGUCAUGCUCCGCAUGGCUAACGGAUUAUCUGCGGAUAGCAAUCGGUUCUGGCAGACUGUGACAGAGACUAUAGGCUGA
Messenger RNA from Sparassis crispa, 1668 nucleotides. RefSeq lists its product as hypothetical. The transcript is spliced from 8 exons. The record is from RefSeq and is a predicted model, not a curated record. Lineage: Eukaryota; Fungi; Basidiomycota; Agaricomycetes; Polyporales; Sparassidaceae. Bases 1 to 1668 code for a protein of 555 amino acids.